CUACGGCGGCGUCGCGUUACUCAUUCAUAGUGUGCGUUCGCGCUGUAACACGGAAAGUUCUGAAUGUGCGCGCUGGACAAAAUAAUGUAUAAAACAUAGUAAAAAGUAAAAUGAAAAAUAUGUGCGAUUCAUUAGGGCUUUUUUUAUUAUUAUUAUUCUUACUACAUAAUUAAUCAAACCGAUAACGAUACAAAUCCGACAAACUCUUAAGAAAAUAUAUUUCGUUUCAUUUUUUUUUUCGUCUAUCAUUAUUAUUGUUUUUAUUUUUAGAUGAAAAAAAAUAAAAAUAAAAUAUGAAGUAUUAGCGUUCGCCGCACAGCGACUCGGACUCGUCGAAAUCACGAAAACAAACUAAUUAUAUUUAAUAGUAUGCAACGUCAUUGUAUAUUCUAUUCAUAAAUGCGUCCCGUUCGAUUGCGACGAUCGGAUAACAUCAACUACUUGCAAGGCAAAUGGCUGUGGGCCGAAAAACCUAGACUGGGAUUUCCAAAAUCGGCGGCGGCGGUUAUUUCGACAUAGAGCGGAUGAAGUUACCCCCAUGAUGCCCGUUAUGCUGAUCCAGCACCACUUAUUGGCCGCUGACGUAUUCGAGUGCUUUACCGUUCGGAUGACGGUAUCCCAUUCACCGGCACACCGGGCAAUGCGCUACUACCGUAUCUGGAUAUACACGUGCAACACCGUGCUCAUGGUGUGCGUCGUGUGCUUCGUGGUGAUCGCCUACCAGCUGGUGGUGGCCGACCAGCGGCGGCACCUGGUGCCCGGCCUGGACCUGUGCCAUCCCAGCCUGCUGUACGUGUACGCCGCGCUGUUCGUCCAGUGCACCGUGCUGCAGAUCGUCGGCUUCCUGGGCGCCCGGUCCCUCAGCGAGCGGCUGCUCAACGUCUACUGGCUGCUGCUGCUCGGCCUCCUGGUCGGCGACGCCGUGCUGGGCGUCUACUGGGUGUACAGGUACGACAAGAUGGUGGCCCGACUGAAACCGGCGCUCCGGGACCGGCUGGCCGUAGACUACGGCCGCGACCGGCGGUUCACGGCCGUCUGGGACGACCUGCAGCGCGACCACGAGUGUUGCGGCGUCAACGGGCCGCCGGACUUUUUCAACGUCACCGUGCAAGUGGGCGUUGAACACUUUGUCGAUUACACGACAGUGCUGCCGGAUAGCUGCUGCUACCAUAAGCCAGAGGCUGUGGCGUCGCCAUUCCGAAGGGACUACUGGCAGCCACAGACAACAACUACUGCUGUAUGGACCACGGUCCAGGCGGAAGAGCACGACAAUAUGGAAGAGAUGCCCAUCAAGUGUCGGCUCAAUUCAUACAGAUACUACUAUCCCGGAUGCGAACGGGCGCUGAUGGCAUGGAUACGUAGAAGUGCCGAUGUCCUGUUCGUCCUCGGUUACUGUGUCAUAUCAUUUUUGAAACUGUGUUUUCUAGGCAUUCUGAGGUAUGAAAUUCGAGAAAUGAUACAAAAAAUAAAAAUACUUCAUGGAGAUACAGCUCGACUAGAAUUAGUCAAUGUACCCCAACAAGCUACAGGGAAGUUGUUACAAAAAGUUGAACAUAAUGGUAGCGUAGUACGUGUAUCUACUCCUAUGAGACAAGACAGUCAGAUAGAAGGAAGUUUAGAUGCAGUGAAACCACUUCUAAAAGGUCGUUCAAUAGAAGCGACAUUCAGGGUAAAGUCCUCGAACACGGACGGCAACGAAUCAGACACUAAUAGCCAUAGUGCGUUAUUAUUGUGUGAUGACAAAAGAUUGACAGGCUCAUCUAGUAAGAGCAACUAUGAACUUCACGAGUUAAAAGAUGUAAAUCGACUACUAACCACCAGACAUAAGAAUCAAAUAUGACUACGAAGAUGCGUGGCCGCUUGGUUCCGAAUGAUUGACAGUAACCAAAAAUUCGCAUUAUUGGCGACACCAAAACCGCAAAAAAUUUAUUAAGCAAAAAAUUUUUAAAAAAAAAACAAUAAAAUAUUAUUAAAAUUGGAAGAUACAUUUUUACGUGAUACCUACAUAAAAUUAAUUCAAAAGAACAAAAAAGAAUACUAUCGAAAUAAAUUUCAAAAUAAAAAUAAAAAUAGUUAAAAAAAAAAAUAAAAUUAUAAUUUGUCAUUAUACAAGUACACAAACAAAUAAUUUGAAACAUCGAAAUGACUAAUUAACUGAUUAACUGCGAGGCAUAAAUGUGAUUGGAGUAGACUACAUGGUGCUACACGUCAAUAGAUUGAUUAAGUAUAACAAUAAUAAUAUAUAAAAGAAAUGUAUAAUGAUAAAAAAUCAACUAAAAAAACAUGUAUGGUUAUGUUGAAUUAAUUUUAUGAAUCAUCCAUUGAUUGUGUUCGAAGGAUUUUCAUUACCUCAAUACCUUUUUUUG
Molecule: messenger RNA, 2366 nt
Organism: Myzus persicae (green peach aphid)
Lineage: Eukaryota; Metazoa; Arthropoda; Insecta; Hemiptera; Aphididae
Product: tetraspanin-17-like
Exons: 5
Coding region: 539-1840 (433 amino acids)
Cellular component (GO): membrane
Source: RefSeq, a predicted model, not a curated record